This is a messenger RNA of Pomacea canaliculata, 1990 nucleotides long. Its product is annotated as beta-1,4-N-acetylgalactosaminyltransferase bre-4-like. Gene Ontology annotation, molecular function: N-acetyl-beta-glucosaminyl-derivative 4-beta-N-acetylgalactosaminyltransferase activity. Gene Ontology annotation, biological process: glycosphingolipid biosynthetic process; carbohydrate metabolic process. The transcript has 5 exons. Bases 821 to 1990 code for a protein of 389 amino acids. The record is from RefSeq and is a predicted model, not a curated record. Lineage: Eukaryota; Metazoa; Mollusca; Gastropoda; Architaenioglossa; Ampullariidae.
ACUGGCUCAUCAUCAGGCGCUGUCACGGGGAAGCAGCCCGGACUCGAGCGACACCAAGGGGAGAUGGUCGCACGUGACUCGACUCCAUGACGUCCCCAGAGUGCUGUGUUUCCCCAUUCCCCCGCGACUGAGGCGGCGUGCCAGGCGCUGGUGGCAGACAGACCUGACGCCAGUUAAGCAGCAAAGCCGGGGAAGACGCGAUACCGCCAUGCGGCCAUGAUGCGCCACGCGCCCGCCUUCUCCAUCUCUCAUGCCAAGCACGCGCAUCGGCGGCAGAAGGAAGAAGCGCGUGAGGUCGACACACGAGCUGUGUGUGUGCGUCAUCCUUGCUGCUGUAGUAGUCGAGCACGAUGUGGGAGGGACAUGGAAGACGUGUUGAGGGCUACAGCAGGUCGCUAGCCACCCUGCCAGAAGGAUAAACCGUCAUCUCAGACUCACGUGACGCGAAGGGAGGGGUAAGGAGACCGCGCCACACUACGAAAGGGGGAGAGAGGGGCAGGCAUCAAGCUCCUCGCACACGAGCGGCACGACGGAAAGCCAACAGGUGUCCGCGCGACAGGCUGGCGGCGGGCUGCCCGUCACAGACAGCUGGCGACAUGCGACUGGCGACGAGCGGUGCCUGGCGGUGUCGGAGCACGUCGGCAAGACGCGAGCGGCGGCCGCGCGGCAUCCUGACCACAGCGGCGGAAAAGCAGGGCCUGAGCGAGUACGCUACCACUACGCUUUCACCAGUCGACCCGAGUCAAGGGGCUUCGCCACCACCACCACCAGUAGCAGCAGCACCACCAUCACUUCCAGCACCACCCGUCCCGCGGCGAGAAUGCGGAAGGCUCGCAGGGCAGCGACCUCUGGCGGCGGCUCCGGAAAAGAGUUGCUGGUGUUUACAGUCUUCCUGGUGGUGGUGAUGAUCACCUUGUCGCAGGUGCUUGUCGUGCAUCACAAGUACAACGUGCGCUACGGCCAGGGCGCCAAGCCGCGCAGCAUCAGACUUAAAGCGCAGCAGGAGUUGCGGCAGGUGGAACGCCGCAUCGCAGCACUGCGGCACCAGAACAUCCCGUCGCUGCAGCAAGCCGCCGAGUCGCUCCAGAAACAUGUCUUCAUCAGCCGCAUCGCCAGCCUCAUCCAGCGGGCCACCCAUGAGUCCCGCCACCUGAUGCAGCACAGGCUGCAGCCGUCCAAUUCCUCCAACCACUCGUCUUCCUCCACCUGGUCGUCUUCUCCGGUGUCGGCGUCGCAGUCGUUGCUGCUGUCGGCGCUGGAUUACGACCUGCAGGAGACGGACAUCGACGCCAGUGCCAGCUUGUCGGAGUGGAAUGUAUCCGCCGCCUCGUGGGGCGAUAACGACAACGUCACCGACGAUGAGUUGGAGGGAGGACCAGCCAACAUCACCACACCAUCGCCAGUACAACUACUCUGCCCCGAGGAACCCCCUCUGUUAUGGGGAAACGUCAGCGCUGACGUCAACCGCGAGCACGAGACGCUGACGCUGUCGGAGGUGAUGGCGGCACACCCCGACAUCAGAGCAGGAGGCGAGUGGCAGCCCUCCGACUGCGUGGCCAGGUAUCGUGUGGCGGUGGUCAUCCCCUACAGAGAUCGACUGGCUCACCUCACCGUCCUCCUCGCCCACCUCCUGCCGGUCCUCAAGCGACAGCAACUACACUUCAGGGUCUUCGUCGUCGAGCAGUACGGAACCCUGACCUUUAACAAAGGUCGCAUAAUGAACGCCGCUUUCAAAGAGGCGUUAAAGAUAUUCGACUUCCAGUGCGUUGUCUUCCAUGAUGUCGAUCUCAUUCCUGAGGACGACCGCAACAUGUACACCUGUCCCAUCAUGCCUCGCCACAUGUCGGUCGCCAUCGACGAAAUGAAUUACAGACUGGCCUAUCAGAUGCUGGUGGGGGGCGUGCUCAACAUGCGUAUGGAGCACUACCAGCUGGUUAACGGGUACUCCAACAUGUACUGGGGCUGGGGUGCUGAGGACGACGACAUGUAG